Messenger RNA from Manis pentadactyla (Chinese pangolin), 2459 nucleotides. It is a transcript of the gene CAPN10, whose product is annotated as calpain 10. The record is from RefSeq and is a predicted model, not a curated record. Gene Ontology annotation, cellular component: cytoplasm. Gene Ontology annotation, biological process: proteolysis. Lineage: Eukaryota; Metazoa; Chordata; Mammalia; Pholidota; Manidae. Gene Ontology annotation, molecular function: calcium-dependent cysteine-type endopeptidase activity. The transcript is spliced from 12 exons. Bases 86 to 2083 code for a protein of 665 amino acids.
GCCGGGAGGCCCCGCAGAACUGCAGCGCCCGGAAAGCCGCGGGCCUGCAGGGGACUGGUCCUCCUUCUGGGCCGCGCGCCGCGAGAUGCGGGCCCCGGCCAGGGAGCUCUUCCGGGACGCCGCCUUCCCCGCCACGGACUCCUCGCUCUUUUCCAGCUUCUCCACGCCGCUGGCCCGGUUCCGGGAGGACAUCACGUGGAGGCGGCCCCAGGAAAUUUGUGCCACGCCCCAGCUCUUCGCAGAUAACCCCCAGGAAGGCCAGGUGAAGCAGGGGCUGCUGGGGGAUUGCUGGCUCCUAUGUGCCUGUGCCGCCCUGCAGAAGAGCCAGCACCUGCUGAACCAGGUCAUUCCUCCAGGACAGCCCAGCUGGCUCGACCAGACGUACCGUGGCGCCUUCACCUUCCGAGUCUGGCAGUUUGGACGCUGGGUGGAGGUGACUGUGGAUGACCGUCUGCCUUGUCUUGCAGGGAGGCUCUGCUUCUCCCGGUGCCAGAGAGCUGAUGUGUUCUGGCUUCCUUUGCUGGAGAAGGUCUAUGCCAAGGUCCAUGGGUCCUACGAGCACCUGUGGGCAGGGCAGGUGGCUGAUGCGCUGGUGGACCUCACUGGUGGCCUGGCGGAAAGGUGGACCCUGAAGGACUUGGCAAGAGCCAGUGGCCACCAGGACAGGCCUGGCAACUCAGAGCACAGGGCUUGUCGCCAGCUGCUUGGUCUCAAGGACCGGUGUCUGAUAAGCUGCGCGGUGCUCAGCCCCAGAGAGGGUGCCGGGGAGCUCGGCCAGUUCCAUGCCUUCGUUGUCUCGGAUCUGCGAGAGCUCCGGGGUCAGGCUGGGCAGAGCAUCCUGCUGCUAAGGAUUCAGAAUCCCUGGGGCCGGCAGAGCCGGCAGGGACCCUGGACAGAGGGGGGCGAAGGGUGGCACCUGCUGGACCCCGCGGAUGCGUCGGAGUUGCUUUCGCAACUCCAGGAAGGGGAGUUCUGGAUGGAGGAGGAGGAAUUCCUCCAGGAGUUCGAUGAGGUCACCAUUGGCUACCCGUUCACGGAGGCUGGCCAUCUGCAGAGCCUCUACUCAGAGAAGGUGCUGCGCCACACGCAGGAGCUGCCCGGGGCCUGGGUCGAGGGACAGUCGGCAGGCGGCUGCCGGAACAACAGUGGCUUUCCCAGCAACCCCAAGUUCUGGCUGCGGGUCUCAGAGCCCAGCGAGGUAUACGUUGCUGUCCUGCAGAGACCCAGGGUGCGCACACUGGGCCGGGCAGGCUGGGCCCAGGCCCCGGCGGGGAAUGACCAUGCUGUGUGGAGCCCGGUGGGCUUCCCGAGCAAGGACUACCAGGCUGUAGGCCUGCACAUCUGGAAGGUGGAGAAGCAGCGGGUCAGCCUGCCCAGGGUCCUGUCCUCACCCCCUGUGGCUGGCACCGUGUGUCACGCGUAUGACCGGGAGGUCCACCUCCGCUGUGAGCUUGCCCCGGGGUACUACCUGGCCGUCCCCAGCACCUUCCUGAAGGAUGUACCAGGGAAGUUUCUGCUCCGGGUCUUCUCCAGUGGGCGAGUGUCUCUCAGCGCCGUCAAGCCUGUGGCCCAGAGCCCUGCCCCCAGGGAGGCCCUGCCACUGGGGGAGUGGGAGACCGUGCGGCUGCGGGGCUCCUGGAGACUUGGCCAGACAGCGGGUGGCAGCAGGAACUUCGCCUCCUACCCCACCAACCCCUGCUUCCCACUCUCGGUCCCCGAGGGCACCGGCCCACGCUGCAUCCGCAUCGCCCUGCAGCAGGAUUGCCAGGACGGCAAGUGCCACCCCAUCGGCUUCCACGUCUUCCAGGUGCCCCCGGGUGGCAGGGGCCCAGGCGCGCCCUCCCUGCUGCUGCAGGAGCCCCUGCUGAGCUGUGUGCCGCAUCGCUACGCCCAGGAAGUGAGCCGCCUCUGCCACCUCCCGGCGGGGAGCUACAGGAUCGUGCCCUCCACCUACCUGCCAGACUUGGAGGGGGUCUUCACUGUGACCAUAGCCACCAGGAUAGACAGGCGCUCCAUUCACAGCCAAGAGGCGCUGGGGCAGCUUCUCCAGGAGGCCUCCUUUAUGGCCGUGAUGAAAACCUAACUGGGAGAUCCCGCGUGUCAGCUCCAGCGACGGGUCUGAGGGGCGUCCUCACCGGGUGCUGCCGGCCUCCUCGCUGCCGCAGCUCGACCCACGCUGGAUGGCAGCGUGUGCCUGGAGGCCCCGGUGAGGAGCCCCGUCCUGGGGAGAGGCAGUCCUGGGGUCGAUCAAGUGCCACAGGAAGGGCAAGGGAAACUCACAGGGGCGUGUUUGCUCCACGCCACAGACGGCAGAGCCUCCCCGAAUCCGCUGCGUCCCCCCUCUGGCUCCAGAGAGGCCUGGCCGUGGGCGAGAGGACCAUAUCGUGACAACACUGAUCAGGACUCUUUAUUUGAGAUACUUUUAGGAUGUAACUUUAUAAACGCAGGAGUAUUGAGCA